This is a messenger RNA of Gloeophyllum trabeum ATCC 11539, 270 nucleotides long. RefSeq names its product UPF0057-domain-containing protein. NCBI's taxonomy places the organism in Eukaryota, Fungi, Basidiomycota, Agaricomycetes, Gloeophyllales, Gloeophyllaceae. The transcript is spliced from 4 exons. Gene Ontology annotation, cellular component: membrane. The record is from RefSeq and is a predicted model, not a curated record. The coding region runs from base 1 to 270 and encodes 89 amino acids.
AUGGUACAAGCAUCCGACGUUCUAUUGAUUCUGGUCGCUAUCAUCUUCCCGCCCGCGGCUGCCGCGUUCAUCACCGGAUGCAGCUGCGACUUGCUCAUUAACAUCCUGCUUACCAUCUUGGGAUAUCUGCCUGGACACAUCCACGCUUUCUGGCUUAUCUACAGGAAGAUGAAGGCGGAGGAGAGGUACGGCCGUGGCGGCUUCGUCUGUGAGUACCCCUACCGACCGUAUGUUCAUUUCGAGUUGCAUGUUGACCACGCGUUGCGGUAG